This is a messenger RNA of Camellia sinensis, 2324 nucleotides long. The record is from RefSeq and is a predicted model, not a curated record. Lineage: Eukaryota; Viridiplantae; Streptophyta; Magnoliopsida; Ericales; Theaceae.
UUUCAAAUCUCGUAAUAAUGCUUCCAUCCCAAGCAACUCAAAACCUUAUAUAUAUAGAUUACAGUUAACAUUAUCACUUAUCAACAAAUUCUAGAGAGUGAGUGAAGUUUGUUUCUUUGAGAGUGAAAGAGAGAGUUUUGCAGGGAGAGAGAGAGAGAGAGAGUUUUCUUGGAGUGUAAUGAUGUGAAGGAGAGGGAAAAUACUGGGAAAGGCAGGUUCUGCAAUGGUGUACCUGGCUGCAGUUGUUUCACCACCAAGAAGUAAUGAACUACUACCUUCUCUCAUGGCUACCAAAUCUGCCCCUGUCAACAACUCCCAAUUGCUUUCCAUUGAAAGAGAGUUGUUCAGUCAGUUUGAAGACUGUCCUCACAUUCUUCGUUGUUUUGGGGAUGACGUUACGAUCGAAGACGGAGAGCAAUAGUACAACAUGUUGUUGGAGUAUGCUGCUGGUGGAAGUUUGGUUGAUCGCAUUCAGAGUUACACCAGAGGACUACCCAAGACAGAGGUUAGACGAUACACAAAUUCUGUACUUCUGGGUCUAAGUUACAUUCACAAAAAGGGUUAUAUUCACUACAAUAUCAAGCCUCAGAACAUAUUGCUUGUGGAUGACUUGUCAAUGGAUUUGAAUGAAAAGAUGAAUACGGUCCAAGAAAGAACUGCAAAGAUUGCUGACCUAGGGCUUGUAAAGAAGGCUGGAGAGAGCUUGACAGAAAAAGGAAGAAAGCUUGGAAUCAGGGGCACUACACUGUAUAUGGCCCCGGAGUCCAUUCGCCAUGAAGAUUAUGAACCAGAAGCCGACAUAUGGGCAUUAGGGUGCACGAUUUUGGAGUUAUUGACUGGAAAAGAACCUUGGAAGUGCGACCGGAAUACAGAAAGAGUAACUAUCUUGUUUAAAAUAGCAAGUACACAAGAAAUACCUGAAAUUCCGAGUGGGUUCUCAGAAGAGGCCGAAGAUUUUCUGAAGAAGUGCUUGGUUAGGGAUCCGAAGUCACGGUGGACUGCCGAUAUGCUACUAGGCCAUCCCUUUGUUUCGGCUGCAGAUGGUGUUUUCACCAGGAGUAUCAGAGAGGAAAGAAACAUAGUUGUUCAUCCAAAAGCAGCACAAGGUAUUCUUCAUUCAUCAUUCUUGAGUACAUUCAAUCUUCCCAAACCUUAUUUGCUCACGUCACAUUCAGCAUCAAAUGGAUAAGUACCUAAUAGUUGCAUGGCCACAAGACAUUCGGAUGAUAUUGUUUUUGAAGACUUCGGUGAAUUUCACGCUUGUAAAGUGCAGAAAAGAUUAGAGGAAGAUGCCAAAGAAGGGCUGUCUACAACAAGUUUGCGAUUGGAUGCCUUUGGAGCGGUAUUGGGGUAUCAAGAGGAUUUCAGAGAUACCAUACCAAACGCCAACAUUGCCAUUGAGAUUUUCAAUUGAGGUUUUAAUGGAGCAUGAUUGUUGUUGCUUUAAGUCAUCUGUUUUGAGUAUGUCUCAAACUCGACCCAGAUAAUCCUAUGUAUAAAGAGGUUAUAGUGAGAGGGAGGGCUCAUUGUAUUCUCUACAUUCAUAGUGAAACUCCUCUGUCCUUUUUCGCCCGUGGAAGUAGGCUUAUAGCUGAACCACGUAAAUCAUUGUGUGCUUGUGUGAUUGUUUUGUUUUAUAUUUUUUCAAUUUAAGUUUCAUCAUAAAAUCACUAAGUAAUAUAUCAUGGAAGCAUAGGCUUUCAAACAAAAAGAAACCCCUACUUAUAAUCAAAUCAACUAAUUCCAAUUUCCUAGGGUUAAUACUUUGGAAAAUUAAAUCAUCCCUAACUCUCCACAAUGACCACAACACAGCAAAAAAAUGGUUUUCUAAUUAAUUCUUUCCAAAUUUGUGUGACUCUCCACCACACAGGGCAUACCACUCACUAAUUAUCCAUAUGGAAAGAAGUCUAGUAUGUCCCUUUCUCACACAUUCCAAAAAUGGCGUGAUACUUUCUUUGCAAGAUGUCCUACAAUAUUACUUGUAAAAACCAAAUGAUUUUAAUAAAACUCAAUGAGGAACUGGCAGUUAAUAAAAGAUUUGAGUGUGAACUCAAACAUAAUGAAAGCCAUGAUUCAAUCAAAUGAGGAAAAGCGGGGAGAAAGAAUAAUUUUAAAAGAUAUCCAUCACAACAUGCCCUUAAACUUGUCUCAUCACCACAGAUCAGAUAUAAUAAAAUGGAGUGAGUUUCCACCACCAAUGGAAAUUUGAAAUGAUCCAUUAGGAAUUUUUGGCAUUAGAAUGGACAACUAGGUAGUGCACUGCUGAGUGGAAUUUAAAUAAAAAAUAAACGUAAAACAGAAUAUAAGUUGAUAAAUUUUCUAUA